Bacidia gigantensis is the source of this 2022-nucleotide messenger RNA. RefSeq lists its product as uncharacterized. Lineage: Eukaryota; Fungi; Ascomycota; Lecanoromycetes; Lecanorales; Ramalinaceae. Gene Ontology annotation, biological process: protein phosphorylation; meiotic recombination checkpoint signaling. Gene Ontology annotation, molecular function: protein serine/threonine kinase activity; ATP binding; protein binding. Gene Ontology annotation, cellular component: cytoplasm; nucleus. The record is from RefSeq and is a predicted model, not a curated record. The transcript has 2 exons. Bases 1 to 2022 code for a protein of 673 amino acids.
AUGUCAGAUCCUGCUAUCAUUGCAACUUUGUUUCCUUGUGACACUCGAGCCUUAGCUCUCGACGCCUUUCGCCAUGAUUAUAAUAGCGAUCGCUACUUACCUGGUUCAAUUAGGAAUCUAUCUACUCAAAGCAGCCGUGAGACUACACCGAGCGAGAGCGAGUGGGACAACGACUCUGCUCCUCGCAUAGUACUAAGGUUCGACAAACGUCCAAAAGACCCUUCUAAAGGGUUCGCCUUCGGUUCCAAUCGCCGAUUAUGCGACGUAUUCCUCGGAAAUCAUCACCCCUCCGGUAUGAGUGGUGUUCAUUUCUAUUUGACAUUUGGUAUCGCAGCCGAUAAGAAGCAUCACCUAAUGGUUCGAGAUGUGUCGAGAAAUGGCAUGUCAGUCAGCUACGAUGACCAGGGAGGGGACGAAAAGCGCUGCCAGUAUACCUGGUUCUUAGAUCUUGUAGACGAAGGCGAGCAAAAGAUGAUUGUCAAAGUCCAUCUCGUGGGGCUUUCGUUCGAGAUUCACUUACCAGAUCACCAUGAAUGCAGAGAACAAUACGACGCCAGUGUGGAAGAAUUUGUGCAAAAUACCGAGACUUCUGACCUUCCAGUCGAUCUGCUUGGAAUCCACAGCGACGCGAGUACCGCAAUGGUCAGCCAGCCAAGUAGUCCUAGGCAACGACCGUUCUUCGUUACAAGGCUAGAACUGGGGAGUGGCGCAUUCGGCAGCGUCGACAAGGUAGUCGAUGAACGUACAAGGGCGACGUACGCUCGGAAAACAUUCAAGAAGAGACGUGGCGAAGGUAUCGAUUGGCUCAGGAGAUAUCGGAAGGAGUUUGAUAUCAUGGACAACAAUCCACACGCGAAUAUCGUGCGCGUCAUCGAGUUCAGAGAAGGCGCUGAACCGUUCUUGAUAAUGGAGUAUCUACCCAUGGGUAACGUAAUGCAGAUCAAUCAACAGAGUCCUCUAAGCCAAGGUGAGUGCAGACAAAUACUCUUGCAGACGCUACAAGCUCUCGAGUAUCUGCAUUCACGCAAGGUCACACAUCGGGACAUAAAAUCGGAGAAUAUACUCGUCGCAUCCCGGUAUCCGUUGCACAUCAAAUUGGGUGAUUUUGGACUGGCCAAGGACCAAGAGGAGAUGAAGACGCAAUGCGGUACGCGUGGAUACUGGGCCCCAGAAGUCAUGUCUGAGCGCAACUACACGCCUGCUGUUGAUAUAUGGUCGUUAGGGGUCAUAAUUCUGACCUACACGUAUCCCAUUUCGUUGCCGAAGCAGAGACCCUCAGAUCUUGAAGUCUGCUGCAUACUUAGUGAUACUGCUGCCCGCCAUCAUCAGGCCGGACGGGGCCCAAUGGCUGAACUUCUGGCUAUAGGUAUGCUUGUACUCGCGCCAAAUGACCGAUAUACAGCAACGCGAUGUCUGCAAGAGGGUCAGAGAUUGGGUCUCUUCGAAAAUGAGACCGAUUCUGAUAGCGGUUCAGGCGCUACAACGCCGAGAGCACAGAAUACGACCAGUAGAGACGACUCGGGCUCUGUAGUCCGAGGGGCGAUCCAGGACCUUGAGCAAUUGGAUACUGGAGCUUUUGACGCCGGAAAGUCAACGAGACUUAAGGGUGAGGCACAGAAGUCUUCCGACCAGGAUGCAAUCGGCUCAACAUGCAGCGAUGAUGCUAGCGGUGAGCCAUAUAGUGGCCGUCGGAGCACAGCCAAACGCCAGCGAUCACUAGCUAGUGACUCUGCGAUAACCUCAUCUAAAGAGCAUCCGUCAAAACGCCGACCGUCAGAGGUCACUACGCGUCCUGACAAUCGCCGAAACGACGCCAGUGGUGGGUCUGCCAAUGCCCCGGCAAGUCAUGAUCAGUCUGUAAGUCAACCACAAGGCGAUAGUAUAGCGGCACGCCAGAGUCAACGUCGGACGACUGGUAGUGGUAAUGGUGGCAAUUCCUCAGAAGAAGCUCAACGCCUUGGACUGACUUACCCCAAAGGGCUACAAGAUAUCACCGACAAUUCUAGCUUUUCGAUACCCUAA